This is a messenger RNA of Siniperca chuatsi (mandarin fish), 4236 nucleotides long. It is a transcript of the gene amd1, whose product is annotated as adenosylmethionine decarboxylase 1. The coding region runs from base 213 to 1223 and encodes 336 amino acids. NCBI's taxonomy places the organism in Eukaryota, Metazoa, Chordata, Actinopteri, Centrarchiformes, Sinipercidae. Gene Ontology annotation, cellular component: cytosol. The record is from RefSeq and is a predicted model, not a curated record. Gene Ontology annotation, molecular function: adenosylmethionine decarboxylase activity. The transcript has 9 exons. Gene Ontology annotation, biological process: spermine biosynthetic process; spermidine biosynthetic process.
AUUCGGUGCUCUACACAGUAUGGCCGGCGAUAUUAGCUAGCACUCGCUAACGGUAUUCUCUGCAAAAGGGAAGACGGUAACUCAAGAAAAUCAACACCUGGAUUGCUUAAAGGACUGUACCUCAAUAAAUUAUAACUGAUCGAGGAAGGAUUAAUUAAGCUGCAAACGUUACAACCGACGUUUAAUAUUUUUUGUUGGGUGUGUGUUGUCUCAUGAUGGAAGAUAAUGGUGCACAUUUCUUCGAGGGGACCGAGAAGCUGUUGGAGGUGUGGUUCUCUCGGCAGGAUGAGACCAAAGGAACCGGGGACCUCCGUACCAUACCAAGGUUUGAGUGGGACAAACUUUUGGAGAAUGUGCAUUGUUUGAUCAUAAGUGUGACAAAGUCUGACAAGCAGGAAGCUUAUAUACUCAGUGAGAGUAGCAUGUUUGUCUCCAAGAGACGUUUCAUUUUGAAGACAUGCGGAACCACCCUCUUACUGCAAGCACUGGUGCCUCUGCUGGAACUCGCCAGGGAGUACUGCGGUUUCGAUGCCAUCGAGAAUUUCUUCUACUCCCGCAAGAACUUUAUGAAGCCAACCCAUCAAGAGUUUCCUCAUCGAAACUUCCAGGAAGAAGUGGACUUUCUCAGCCAGAUUUUCCCAAAUGGCGCAGCCUACUGUAUGGGACGUUUGAACUCUGACUGCUGGUACCUGUUUACCCUGGACUUACCAGAGUACUGGGAGAACAAGCAUGCGGAUCAGACGCUGGAAGUUCUGAUGAGUGACCUCGAUCCAGCCAUUAUGGACCAGUUCUAUAUGAAAGAUGGUGUUUCUGCAAGUGAUGUCACUCGUAUGAGUGGAAUUCGUGACCUGAUACCAGGUUCUGUGAUCGAUGCCACAAUGUUCAACCCUUGUGGAUACUCAAUGAAUGGAAUGAAGACUGACGGAACUUACUGGACCAUCCACAUUACCCCAGAGCCGGAGUUCUCCUACGUCAGCUUUGAAACCAACCUCUCCCAGACAUCGUACGAUGAUCUGGUCAGGAAGGUGGUGGAGGUUUUCAAGCCAGGAAAAUUUGUGACUACGCUUUUUGUCAAUCAGAGCUCCAAAUGUCGCAGUGUCUUUUCUUCUGCCCAGAAACUCGAGGGCUACAAGCGUCUCGACCGCCAGUUGGCUCAAUUCAACGAUUACAAUUUUGUCUUCACAAGCUACGCCCAGAACCGCCAGCAGAAACAGCAGAGCUGAGGGUUGAGAAUGAAGAAGAGGCGUAAAAAGAAAGGCAGCCGCUUGGGGCUCUCCCCCUGCGGCUGGCUUCACCCCCCAGUAGAGAGCUUGUCGUCCUCUCCCUCCCCCCUCCACCUCCUCUUCCCCUUCUGCUGCCGUUGUCGUUCAGAAUCUCCCGGUGCUGACGCGGUUGCGAGCCCUAGUUUAACCGCCAGUUUGAGUUGUUUGCAUUGUUGUACCUGUGACUUAGAUCUCUUGCAUGACAGCUCUUUUCUCUGUUUCGAUAUUCUAGCUCACUCUUGCUGUGAUCUUGAAGUGCAUGUAGAGGAAUUUAACACGCUCUGUUUGAGGCUGUCCACCUGUGCCCAGUACAACGGUCCCUUCCUGCAGGUGUCCCCCCUCAUCCCCCACAGACAAGGCUUCCGCCCGCACUAGGCCAGGGCCCUGACAUGCUCAGAUCAGUCUGCCUCUGUAUGAGCUUCACUCAGCUUGUCAGUUAAAAUUUAAAAUUCGCAACCAGUCUCCCCCUAAUUUGCCCUCCAAUGUGAAAAUUGGUAUUUAUGAAUCACUACCAGCUUUUGAGCGCACUUUAAAAACCUGUUUACUCAUGGUACGGAAAGAAGGCCGACCUUUUGUCUCAAGUCUGAUUUAAUGUAUAAGUCGUGGUAAGCUUUUGGCCAUUCCAAUCGUCGUCUCGUUGUCGGGACAUAUUUGAGUUUCUUUGAAAACGAAUGCCAUACUUGCUGUUUAAUGUCGCACUAUUGGAUAAACGGUUUGCAGUGUAUUGGUCAAUGUGCUCUUUGGUUGCUGUAAACUGCACUUAAGCAAAACGCUUUCUGCUUUGCUGGGCUUUUAAGCUGACCUGCAUUCAUUCAUUUGUGCUCCUCCAUCUGGACAGUCAUAGUCCUUGUUUCCCCAAGUAGACAGGCUUUUAAAGUUGUAUGCCUGGGAUGCCUUGAAGACAUUCAAUAUGCGCACUUUGUUGCACCCAGGCCUUUUUUUUUUUUUUAUUUUUUUUUUUUUUUUUACAGUGUUCUGUAUCAAUAGGAAGGUUCUGUCCUAUAGAUGCCCCAGUCAUAUUCAGCACUCUAAUUUUCCACAUUCACUUGAAUUGGUUAAAUGGAAAACGUUCAAACUGAAUGUAGCACAUGCUGUGUUAAGCAGCGGCCUGUCCCCCUGUCUUUCGAAUGUACACAUCUCUAGAGAAAAGCCUGGACCGGGUUUGAGCUGAAUGUACGACUCCAGGAGAGCACACCCCCAACCUCCUCUUUCCCCACACACACACACACACACACACACACACACACACACACACACACACACACACACACACACACACACACACAGGGCUCACAAUGACCCGUGCCGACCAGCCAUUGUCCAGCUCGAGUCUCCCCCUGCCAGAGUCAGACUGUCAGCUGGCCCCAGAACCAUGACAUGACGAGAGCCGGCCCUCCUGGCUGCGCCCACGCCCCGCUCUGAAUGGGAAAUAAUGAAUCAGACGCUUUUUGCUUAGUUGCCCAGCAAAGCAUUUUUCUUCUUCCCACAUAAUAUCCAUCCUCUCUCUGUCUCUUUCCGCCCCAUACAGAAAUCCGCGCACAAUAGAGGCCCACCAGUCUGAGCAUGCCAGGGUGAUCCCGGAUCAUUCCACAUGUAACCGCUGCAUAAACUGCCGUUUUAUUAAAUUUAUUGUGCCCAGACAUUUUUUGCAGUGAAUUGGUCGAAAAUGUGACUCCCCUAGCAGUUUUUUUGUUUUUGUUUGGAUCAAUGGCCUUUGUUCGUUGAGGGUGAAAAUCCUAUGACACUAUGGUGCAUGUGACUACUAGUGCCGUGUUGCUUGACAGUGUAGUGUAGCGCCGUCUCUUCCUCCUUUUUGUUAGUAGGUCUGUGCUUCACCUUCCUCUUGUUUUACCAGCUGAAAGCGUAGUUGCAACUACCACAUCCUGAUGUGUUUUGGAUAGGCGGGGACUCUCUUUCCUUUAGGGGUCGGGUCAAUUUGUUAGUAAUCUUAUUUCAAGUUGUGGGCAAGUGCUGAAUGCAGGUUAGGUUUCUUAUUUAUUACUUUGUGAAAUAACGAACGCUGCCUGCCGUUGAGUUCCGUGGUGUUCAUGACGCUUCUCCUGCCAGAGAAUGCAGUUUGAAUUUUGAACCGGAGAAGACACGGUGGGAGUCUAGCCUGCUUUCAGCCCUGCAGCGCAGUGCAGUCUCUUCUUUGAAAUAUCUGCGACGAUUGCAUCAGCACCUGUAACAGUGCAUUUAUCCACUAAGGCACUCUGUGAACCAGUUAGAACAGCUCGUGUAAGAGCGAGCAGUGCCGCUGACACUUGGAAUAGUUUCCCUCUAGUUUGUCUAUCAUGGCGUUUUGGAGUGGUUUCAUUCUUUUCCUGAGGACCAGUGCUUUUGCAUGAACUACUCUCAACUUGCUGUCAAAUGAUUUAGGUGAUCUGCCAUGACUGUUAUGGGUCUUUUUAUUUUAUUUUUUUUAAGUCACACAUUUAGGGGAUUUAAACUGUUCAAAAAUACUGAAGCAGUUUAAUGCUAACUGUUGUUGGAUUAAGUACAUUUUAGCCUUGUUGGUGUGGAUCAUUGCUAUUUUUUUAUACAGCGAACUCAAAAUGCAUUUUUGCAGUUGAAUGGUAAUAGUUUUAUACAAAAAAAUGUUUUGUAUUUUUGCUGCGGACCAAUAUUAUCUUCUUCUUCCCCUUUUGUCCAAAUGUUUAUUUUGUUGUAAAACCAGUGUUCGAAACUAGUGUGUUCUGAAGUUAAGGGAUGACCUUUUCAAAAGCUGACUAAAUCAUGUUUGUUUUUUCACUUUCCCCUCCUCUAUGAAUCUUCUGAAAUACUCGAGGAAGGGAAAGUAAAAGCCUCCCCCGGGUGACGAGGGUGCAGUUGCAGGAUGUAUCAGGAUGUACUGAAGGAGAAACUUUGCUGUUCUAAUUCUUUCUUUUGCUGUUCUUUGGAUGGUCAAGAUGUGCUAAAUAUAUCUGUGCUAUGAGCUUGAUGCCUCAAUAAAAAAGAUACUUAUCUGUGCAAA